AUUUCAGUAGUUUCCGUUAAUGCGUUCGCCUCGCCGAGUUAGCUCCUUGAAUUUUUGUUCCUCCUUUCGCGUUGACGCGUAAUUACGAUUAAAAUAUGAGAGCCUAAACGAGCCGAGGGAAACAAUUGAGCUAAAAACAGCGGAAAAGCGCCGGAAAAUAAGCAAACAAAAUUCGAACGUUCUUGUUCGUGUGCUGUGAAUCGUUGUAUUUUAUUUUUUUUUUUUUUUUUUGUGUUUGAGUGACGGCGGCAAGAUGCCCCUGUAUUCGGACUCGACCAACUAUUACUAUAGUGGCGGCAGCAGCCAACUGUAUUCGCCGUACUAUAGUUCCGGCCUGGGCCUCAACCUGGGCCUGGGCUCAACGCCCGGCUCGAGCUACACGUCCAGCUACAAUCGCUCCUAUCCGGCGAGCUACAUGGUGCCCCUGAGUCCCUCCUCCCCGAGAUCGCCGAGCAGCUACACGAGCGGCUCGUCCGGCGGCAGCAGCUCCCUCCAUGGCCUGGGCUCCAGAUAUCAACCGAAGCUGACCACCAUCACGGAGACGGGCAGGCACAGUGGUCACUCGAGCCUGAUGCCCCUGACCAGGAUCAAUUCGCCCAAGUACAGCUCUUCGGUGACAACUCCUAGCUAUGGUUCAUCGAGUGCCAGUAGUCGCUAUAUACCAGCCAGACCUAUAGCCAUCAAUACGGCGGACAUCGAUGUGAGUUCCUCCAGAUAUCGCAGGGGAGUGACCCCGAGAUCUGGGGAGAAGGAAAAGGAGAAGGAGCCACCCAAGGAGGAAGCCAAGCAACAGGAAGAGGAGGUCAAACCCUCUCCCAAGGAAGCACCUCCCGAAACUCCGGAUCCCAAUGCCCAAACUAGACCCAAUCGCAGGUCCACCAUCAAGAGGAAUCGCCCUGUGGUAAGACUCUCCACCAUACGAAGGCGCAGCAAGGAGCGCAGUGCCGAGAGUCCCAAGAAGGAGACCCAAGUGCAGGAGCAUCAAUUCAGGGACUUGCCACCAGCCGCAGAGCCCAGUUUGAGUUGGCGCCAAAAGUUGGCCGAAGAACUGGCCGCCUUUCCCACCACCAGCAAUAAGAAAUCACCCGGAGAAUUGCUGCGUGAGAGAUUCUACAUACGCGAUGAAAAGGAGGAAGUGGCCAGUUUCAAUCAGGCACGAGUUCAGGAACUAAAUAAACCGCAAAUUGCUCAGAAAACCCAUAAUCAGGAGGUUGAAAUGAGGCCAAAAGACGAAGAGGAUCAGGAGAAAGUGGGCUCGGAUCUGGAGGAAAUGCAGGAGACCAUUCGACGCUUGAGUCUGGUGCAAUGCCCCACAUUUCAUGAUAUUUGCGAGGAUAUCUCAUCGGACAAGAUCGAUGAUGAUCUGAAUGCCGGGGAACUCAGACGUAGGGCGUCCAUUAUCCAGGAGCAGGAACAGGAGAUCCUGAACAAGUUGCAGAAAUCGAAUUCCGGCAGCUUUCAGUUGAUCCAUCUGGAGCGGAGAUCCAGUCACGAUAGCACCACCACUAACGAUGAGGAUCUCAAGGAGAGGUCGAAGAGGCGCUCCAAGAAGAGCAAGAAGAUGCGCCACAAGAUCACCGCCAUUGUGGAGGUGGAAAAUGCCCCCACACUUCCAGUGGAUCAUAUGCCGAGUGUCCUGGAAUUGAACGAGGAGUCGCUACUGGUGCAGCCAUUGGUGUCCAUUUCCGGUUCCGGUUCGAGUUCCACACCCAGUCCCAGUCCCAAGCCAAAGUUCACCGUGAAUGUGGAGACCGUGGAGGAGCACCAUCAGAUACACAAGGUCUUCAAGCUGCCCAAGAAAAAGACAGUGCCCAAGGAUCAAAAGGAGGAGGAGUCCUCGUCGUCCUCUCUGCCCGAGGGAUUCAUGAAGGCUGCCCCGAAAACGGCCAAGACAUCGCCUCUGAAGAGGGCCCAAAAACAGCAACAUGUGAGUGAGGCACAGAUCUUCACCUUCGAUGAGGCAGCCAUACAGCAAAAUGAUCUGGCGUACAAAAAAGAAUUACAACAACACAAGGUUCAGGCCAAAGUUGAGCCCAAAGUUGAAUCCAAAGUUGAACCCAAAGUUGAGGACAAAGUUCAGCCCAAAGUCGAGCCCAAAGUUGAGCCCAAAGUUGAGCCCAAAGUCGAGGGUGUAGCUACGCCCAAGCCCAUUCGCAAGGCCAUCCAAAAAUCAGAAAGCGGUGAGGACUUUUGGUCUCAAAUCGGUUCCAGGGAAACGCUGUACAUGACCAAUCGCAAGAAGGUCUUCAACGAGCGACAGGAGCAGCUCCUGGAAGAGGAAGUGCCCAAAUCCCCAAUAACGCCCAAGGAAACAAAGACAGAUAUAAAGACACCAACGACGCCCAAACUCAAGUCCGAACUUCUCAUCGAGCUGAAGACAACGCCUUCAAUAGUAUCAACAGGUGGUAAGACACCCAUACAAAAAGUAUCUUCAGUGCCACUAACGCCAACGAAAGCGAAGACUAACCAAAUGGAAGUACAGAAGCCAUCCGAAAUAGACUCUUCAACAACUGUCUCAGCUAAGGCAGCCACUGAAGAUAUUACACCAAAGUCAUCGACAACUGCCGUAGCUAAAAAAGACCUACCAAAACUAAUAACAACAGAGGAGGCUAAGUCAUCAAUAGCAACCAAGCCAACAGCUGUGACACCAACCAAGGAUUCACCAAAAACACCACAAACUAAAGUGAAAAUAUCGCCAAAAUCAACAACACCACAAACAAAGGCAGAUACACCAACAAAGGAUACUCCACAAAACAAAGUAGAUAAACCAACCAAAACUUCACCAACAAGUAAAGCAGCAACACCAAAUAAGGACUCACCAACAAGUCCAGUCAAGGAUUCAACAAAAUCGCCAGUCAAGGAUUCAACAACAACAACAAUCAAGGAAUCGCCAACAACGCCACAAAUAAGUGUCGAAACACCAACAAAAGAUUCUCCAACAAGAAAAAUGAUUACACCAACAACACCACAAGCUAAACCAGCUGCACCAACAGUUCCAUCAGAGGUUGACACACCAGCAACACCACAGAUCAAAGCAGCUACACCACAAACAAAGGUCGACACACCAGCAACACAACAAAUCAAAGCUGACACGCCAGCAACACCACAAAAAACACAACAAGCCAAACCAGCGACAGAUGAAGCCAAGUCAACACCAGCAGCAUCAAAGACAACAACGGCUAAGAUUGCCAUGACAGCAGCAGCAACAACAAGUGUUGCUGUUGCAGGAAAAACAGCAUCACCCAAGGGGGCCAAGCAAUCUGGCAACGCCGUAGCCAUGACAACAGCAACAGCAACAACACCAACAGCAGCAACAGGCAAAUCAAAAUUGAACGAAACAGCAGGGCCAAAAAUAAAUAGCGGGCAAACGGCCAAGUCACCUGAACAACAACAGGCAACGGCAGCCGCAGUCGAAACGAAAAUAAAUAAAACAACGAACAAGGAACAACAGCACCAGCACCAGCAGCAACAGCAGCAACUGCUCGACACGGCAGCAACAUUGGUGCCACAAACGGAAACCAAAACGAAAUUGACGGAAGCCGCUGAGCCAACGGGCAAGUCAAAGGUGCAAUCACCGAAAACGACAAAGCCAAAAAGUGCCGGCAAAACAAAUGUUGGCAAAAAGAAAGCUGCAACAGCGGCAGCGACAGCAACGCCGACAGCAGCAACAGAAGCUGUAACAGCUUUGUCUGAGAGCAAUGUGACCCCAAUCAAUGCCGAUCAAUUUAUAACGCUGGCCCCCACAAAGGCGGCCAAAACAUCGCCGAACAAGCAACAAGCAUUGCAAGUGCAACAGCAACAGCAACAUGAGCAGCGGCAACAGGCCACAAAUGCGUCAUCGCCGGCGGCAGCAGGCGAUGCAACCACAACGCCCACAACAAUAACAAUUGGUGUUGCUGCUGUUGCUGCUGCUGCUGCUGCUACUUCAGAUGUUGCUGCUGCUACCGCUGCUGCUGCUACCGCUGCUGCUGUUACCUCGCUCAGCAGCAGCAACAACAGCUGCGGCGAAGGCGUCGGCAAUAAUUUAUCAAAGUUUGCAACAGUAUCGAAUUUGGCACAGUGUCUGCGAGACGUUGAUGCCGAGCUAGAGGACUAUAUACCCUCGUCGGCGGAAAAUAGCCAAGACGACGACGGCGACGAGAGCAACAGCGACGACGACGACGACAGCAACAUCAGUUCCUCCGAAUAUUCCAGUGUUGACGGUUGUUCAAACCUAAGCGCCAGCAUGAAGAAGAAGCAGCGCAAGGAGAAGAAGAAGCAGAAGGCGAAAGCCGCCGCCGCCGCCAACGAGAAGCGCUUCGAUCCGCACAAGAAGAUCAAGAUCGAUACGACGAACAAGUGCUAUGUGAAGGAGGAGGCGCCCCGGUAUCCGCUGGUGGCCACGCCGCGUCCCCUGUGGAAGCGGGAGAAGAUCGUCUACUCGGAUGAGAACACGGACGAUGAGAGCGGCAGCGAGGAGGGCAGCGGCGGCUCCCUGGACGAGGACAGCGACGACGAGAGCGGCGGCGAGGAGUGCAGCUCCUCCAGCAGCAGCGCCAGCUCCGAGGAUCUCGAGGUGGCCCCCAAGGGCGGCAGCUCGGCGGCCACCACGGUGAUCGACUCGCCCAGUUCCGCCGGCUCCACGGCCGGCACCCUGGGCACCUCCAGCGGCGGGGGCGGUGGCGGUGGCGCCUCCACCUCCACCUCGCCCUCCAUCAUCCGGAUGAGCACCUGCAGCAACGAUUCCGGGUUCGAGGGCGGCACCGCGCCCUCCAGUCCCAAGAAGAUGUUAGAAACAUCAUAUACAUAUUCACAAUUCCAAAAAUCCGGACGUUUCACUGCGCCAGCAACAGUAAUACCUAGAUUUAAGAAUUAUUCGGUAGAUGAUUUCCACUUUCUGGCCGUUCUGGGCAAGGGAAGUUUCGGCAAGGUUCUGCUGGCUGAGCUGCGUGACACCACGUACUACUAUGCCAUCAAGUGCCUGAAGAAGGAUGUCGUCCUGGAGGACGACGAUGUGGACUCCACGCUCAUCGAACGCAAGGUCCUGGCCCUGGGCACCAAACAUCCCUAUCUGUGCCAUCUGUUCUGCACCUUCCAGACGGAGAGCCACUUGUUCUUCGUGAUGGAGUACCUGAAUGGCGGCGAUCUCAUGUUCCACAUCCAGGAGAGCGGGCGCUUUUCCGAGGAGCGGGCCAGGUUCUAUGGCGCCGAGAUCAUCUCGGGCCUCAAGUUCCUGCACAAAAAGGGCAUUAUCUAUAGGGAUCUCAAACUGGAUAAUGUCCUGCUGGACUACGAGGGACAUGUGCGAAUUGCCGACUUUGGCAUGUGCAAAUUGCAAAUCUAUUUGGACAAGACGGCCGAUAGCUUUUGCGGCACACCCGAUUAUAUGGCGCCCGAAAUCAUUAAGGGUGAAAAGUACAAUCAGAAUGUGGAUUGGUGGUCGUUUGGUGUGCUGCUCUACGAAAUGCUGAUCGGACAGUCACCAUUCAGUGGCUGCGAUGAGGACGAGCUCUUCUGGUCCAUUUGCAAUGAAAUUCCAUGGUUCCCAGUCUAUAUAUCCGCCGAGGCCACCGGAAUACUCAAGGGGUUGCUGGAGAAGGACUAUACGAAGCGUAUUGGAUCGCAAUACAGUCCAGCUGGUGAUAUAGCUGAUCAUAUAUUCUUCCGCCCCAUCGACUGGGGAUUACUGGAAAAGCGGCAGAUAGAACCGCCCUUUAAGCCCCAAGUGAAACACCCCUUGGAUACGCAAUAUUUCGACCGGGUCUUCACCAGGGAAAGGGUGCGACUCACCCCCAUCGACAAGGAGAUACUGGCCUCCAUGGAUCAGAAGCAGUUCCACGGCUUCACCUACACGAAUCCUCACAUCACCUUGGACUAGAGCCUAAUUAAUAACCUAAUUAAUUACUUAGAGCAACAGUAUUUGUAUAUGUAAAUAUUUAUUAUGGAACUACAACAAAAAAAAGAACAAAAGGAUUAACGACCAAAGAAUUUGAAAAAGAAAUCGGAACUUUAAUAACCCUUAGUUAAGCCUCGAAACCCAUUUAAAUUUUGAGCGUAAUUCUAGUCAGUUAGCUAUACUUUAAUGUCUAAGUCUAAUUGUACAGAUAUCCCUCCUCAUAUUUACCUAUAUAUAUACCUACGCAUAUGAAUCUUUUUUUUUGCAAAUUAUUUGUUCUUAAAUCUAGUGCUUAAGCAAAGGUCUACGUCUAUGAGAAAUAAAAAAGUAAACAAUUUAAA
Molecule: messenger RNA, 6216 nt
Organism: Drosophila biarmipes
Lineage: Eukaryota; Metazoa; Arthropoda; Insecta; Diptera; Drosophilidae
Gene: Pkcdelta
Product: putative protein kinase C delta type homolog
Exons: 9
Coding region: 254-5857 (1867 amino acids)
Biological process (GO): intracellular signal transduction; peptidyl-serine phosphorylation
Molecular function (GO): diacylglycerol-dependent serine/threonine kinase activity; ATP binding
Source: RefSeq, a predicted model, not a curated record